AUGGCUGUGCAAGUGAAUUCAUCUGUAUUUAAUGAAAAUGGAGAUCGACAAGUUGGUGGAUUUUGCCCCAACAUUUUUUUCUCUGGCUUUGAUACCAAGUUCAUUUGUAAACAUUGCCACUGUAUUCUCCGAGAUCCUGUUCAGAGCCAGUGCGGUCAUAGGUUUUGUUACAGCUGCAGGGAUGAGCUUCUUGUUAACAACAGACAGGUGAAUUGUCCAGCAUGUUUAGAAGAGCAGGUGGAUAUCCAAGAAGUUGGGCAGUUGUCAAUGAACCUGAUGUUUCCAGACAAUGCUGUCAAAAGAGAAAUGUCAGUAAUGGCCACAUCGUGUGUCUUUCCUGGAUGCAGCUGGCGAGGAAGAUUUAAAGAGUACGAAGCUCAUGAAAGAAGCUGUGAAUUUCGACAGAUAGCUUGUGGCUUGUGUGCUCAGCCUGUUUCUAAUGGUCACAUUGAUGAACACAAGCAGACUGAUUGCCCUCAGAGACACGUUGUCUGUGAUUUCUGUCAGACAGAGACAGUGUUCGCCAGGUUACAGUCUCAUCAUGACAUUUGUGAAAAAUUUCCAGUCACAUGUGAUCUUUGCAACUUGCCUAAUAUAGCCAGAGAGGGGAUGAAAGUUCACAUGGAACAGCAAUGCUCAAAACGGAGGAUCAAAUGUCCAAUGGGCUGUGCUGAACAGUUUCAGCAUGACAAAUUCCCUGAGCACUUGCACAUGUGCGUUGAAUCUCAUCUUGCUUGGACUGUAGAGAGGCUUAUGAUUUUGGAACAUAAGAUUGAAGACACUAUAGGCAGUGUUGAAAUGACUCCAGCAAAUUUCAGUCAAGUUGUGGGAGAUGUGAAAAGCAUAGAGAAAAAGAUACAGAAUUUUGAAAGACAUGUUCAGAAAUGCAUGCAGGACAAACCAUCAACACAUAUGGACAUUUCAGGUUCCGAAACACAGCGAUCUGACGGACCCAUAUCAGCUGAAGUUGCAGCUAAAGCCAGUUUGAAGUUAGUUGAGCCAAUCCUGGGAGUCAUUCAUCAUGAACUUGAUAGAGCAUUGCACUCAUUGCAAGUACUAGAGGGUCACUAUAGACAGCAACAAGCUCAGCUUGAUGAGAUAGAAAACCAGUUCCGCCUACAGCAGCAGCAACUGCAGCUGAAGGAUGCUGCCUUAGCUGAUGUUGAAAUGAGACUGGCUGCUCAAGAAUUGGCACGUUAUGAUGGUACUAUUUUGUGGAAGGUUUCAGGAUUUGAGGGAAAAAAACGAGAGGCUAUCAGUGGUCAGACAACCAGUUUAUACUCCCCGGCAUUCUAUUCUGGGCCUUGUGGUUACAAAAUGUGUGCAAGAAUCUACCCAAAUGGAGAUGGCAUUGGCAAAGGAUCACACAUUUCAUUGUUCUUUGUGAUUAUGAGAGGUCAUUAUGAUGCUUUGUUACCUUGGCCAUUUUCACAAAAGGUGACCCUUAUGAUGAUAGACCAGAACCAUAAAGAACACAUUGUGGAUGCAUUCAAGCCGGAUCCUACAAGUUCUUCUUUUAAGAGACCUACAACAGAAAUGAACAUAGCAAGUGGAUGUCCAUUGUUCCUGCCCUUAGACAAGCUUCACAGUCGACAGUAUGGCUACUUGCGAGAUGAUACCAUCUUUGUUAAAAUUAUAGUGGAUACUGAAGGUCUUGAUAGAUACACAGAAAUGAAUCCUGGCAGAUUUAGCACAGGUUACCCGUAG
Molecule: messenger RNA, 1707 nt
Organism: Candidula unifasciata
Lineage: Eukaryota; Metazoa; Mollusca; Gastropoda; Stylommatophora; Geomitridae
Source: the annotation of a GenBank genome assembly